AUGAACGUUGGGGCAGCAAAAGGCAAGAUUCUCACCAAUCUCAUCGCAAAGCUCAGACCUCAAGUCAUGAUUGAGCUCGGCGGAUACGUGGGCGACUCAGCCAUUCUGUUCGGAGAUUCCGUGCCUCGAGCCGGAGGCGAACGCUACUAUAGUUUAGAAAUGAACCCUGAAUUUGCCGCCAUCGUAAACACCCUUAUUGAUCUGGCAGGGUUGCGCGAUUUCGUCCGCAUUCUUGUCGGACGAAUCGCCGAUAACGUUAUUUAUCCUGGAAAUCCACCGUAUCUAGAAUAUGUCCGCAGUACGGUUGAACAAAAAUGUGAGAUCACCAAAAGCGGUCCUGCUCACUGCUACAACACUGAGGGCUUCGCAGAGCGGACGGUACAAGCCUACAUAGGCAAAGAUGCGACACCGCUGUUUGACAUUAUCGGAAAUCCAAAUUUGGUGUAUAGUAGCACUCUGCAGUAA
This is a messenger RNA of Aspergillus tanneri, 465 nucleotides long. RefSeq lists its product as uncharacterized. The transcript has 2 exons. The coding region runs from base 1 to 465 and encodes 154 amino acids. Lineage: Eukaryota; Fungi; Ascomycota; Eurotiomycetes; Eurotiales; Aspergillaceae. The record is from RefSeq and is a predicted model, not a curated record. Gene Ontology annotation, molecular function: O-methyltransferase activity.